GCCGCGGCUGAGACCCAUCGCCACCGUGGCCUUGCACGUGCCCGACUACCAGAGCAAGGGCCGCCUGGCGCUUCUUCUCGCGCGCCGCGGGCGGCGCCGCUUGCGACUACUGCGACCUUCGCGAACCCGCUGCCCGCUGCCGUGGGCUGCCUGGAUGGGCAUCGCGGGGGGUCCCUGGCAGAUCUGGGGCAAGCUGCAAGUGGCGCUGUACUGGCUGAUGAUGGUGGACACCAACCUCAGGUCUGGCAAAGCACUGACAUUGACCAAGGGCCAGGGGUGUCCGCCACAGGCGAAGAUGCAGAGGGUGACGGACCACAGCAACGCAGGCAGCCUACAGAAGCUCAGCAAGACAAACGAGACCGACGAGGCCAAGAAGACUUUCAACGGUGCCGACAAGCCUUCAGGCCCCGCGGGAGCACGAAGCGUGCUGUACAUGGUGCGACACAGUGGGGCCUCGAUCGUCGCGCCCACGGAGGGAAUCCCGCUGCUCGAUGUCCAGCACCGGGACAGGUGGAGGCAGUGGAGGCAGCCUGCAUCGGUCUGCCGCUACCAGACACGCGGGCUGCUGCAGGUGGUAUGGGCACAGAUGACCACUCGCGCGGACAACUACGCGGUGCGCGCGGAGAUCGAGCUGCCCGCGCCGCU
Prorocentrum cordatum is the source of this 645-nucleotide messenger RNA. The record is from the annotation of a GenBank genome assembly. Lineage: Eukaryota; Dinophyceae; Prorocentrales; Prorocentraceae.